AUGUUGAAGAAGUAUGGUGUGAAGCAUAAGGUGUCUACAGCCUACCAUCCCCAGACCUGUGGACAAGUUGAGAUUUCUUACAAGCAAAUAAAAGGAAUCUUAUCAAGAGUUGUUUGUGUUUCGAAGAAAGAUUGGUCUACCAAGCUGGAUAAGACUCUAUGGGCGUACAAGACAGCUUUCAAGACACCCAUAGGAAGGACACCUUUUCAGUUGUCCAAGCAAAGAGAGUUCUUGACAUCCAUGAACUUGAGGAAAUCAGACUUGAUGCCUUUGAAAGUUCCAAAAUCUACAAGAAGGCAAACCAAGGCUUUUCAUAACAAGAAGAUUGUUGUUAAGGAAUUGAAAGCUGGUGAUCAAGUCUUGAUGUUCAAUUCUAGACUUAGGCUGUUCCCUGGAAAGCUCAAUUCUAAAUGGUCUGGACCGUUUGAAAUCAAGGAUGUAUUGCCAUUUGGUGCAAUCACUCUGCUUAACAAGGAUGGCAGCGAGUUCACUGUGAAUGGUCAACGUGUCAAGAGGUCCUCCAUACAUCUCUAUGAGCCUCCAAAAGCCUAA
This is a messenger RNA of Capsella rubella, 552 nucleotides long. RefSeq lists its product as uncharacterized. The record is from RefSeq and is a predicted model, not a curated record. NCBI's taxonomy places the organism in Eukaryota, Viridiplantae, Streptophyta, Magnoliopsida, Brassicales, Brassicaceae. Gene Ontology annotation, biological process: DNA integration. Gene Ontology annotation, molecular function: nucleic acid binding. Bases 1 to 552 code for a protein of 183 amino acids. The transcript has 2 exons.